Exophiala oligosperma is the source of this 1905-nucleotide messenger RNA. RefSeq lists its product as uncharacterized. The transcript is spliced from 10 exons. Gene Ontology annotation, molecular function: RNA binding; RNA helicase activity; ATP binding. The record is from RefSeq and is a predicted model, not a curated record. Gene Ontology annotation, cellular component: nucleus. The coding region runs from base 1 to 1905 and encodes 634 amino acids. Lineage: Eukaryota; Fungi; Ascomycota; Eurotiomycetes; Chaetothyriales; Herpotrichiellaceae.
AUGGUUACCUGGGACACCAACGAAACAUCGGCGGCUAUGGCUCAUCCUGAGAACCCUCCAAACGGUGCCUUCGACACUGCCACUAUGCAAGCUGCCAUCGGAGAGGCCGAUCCAGCCAAUGGCGCUGCGCAAGGCGGACGCGUUGACGCGGAAACUAUGCAACGUAUGCGCGACCUCGGUUGGGUUGAGCCACAGUCUUUCGACUAUGCUGCCAGUGCCCCUACGACCGUCCUUCAUGCGAACGAGCCUCAGAAUGAGGAAAAUGGUGGUGACAUACGUUCCAAACACCAGGCUAGUACCUGGGCUCAUGAUGCAGCAAAAUACGAGUGGGAUGCUGAAUAUGGUGAUGUUGGACCGCGUAAUGAGAAGCUCGAGGCAGAAUUGUUCCGAGCCGACUAUCUCAAUCGUGCUGGUGAGAAAUUUGACAAUCUCAUCACCAUCAAAGUCAUUGUCGAAUCCAAGACUCGAGUUGAGCCUAUACAAGACUUCAAGAGCGCAGGAUUGCACCCUGUCAUGUUGCAAAAUGUUGAACUUUGUGGCUACGAGUUCGCUACCCCCAUCCAAGCAUACGCCAUUCCUGCUGUCACCACUGGUCAUGACAUGAUUGGUGUUGCCCAAACUGGUUCUGGCAAGACCGCUGCAUUCUUGAUCCCUUGCAUUUCGCAACUCAUGGGCAAGGUCAAGAAGUUGGCUGCUCCUCGUCCCAAUCUGGCGGUCGGCUUCGACCCAGCUCGUGAUCGCGUUCGCGCUGAGCCCUUGAUUCUUGUCGUGGCGCCAACUCGUGAGCUAUGCUGUCAGAUCUUUGACGAAGCUCGCCGUCUCUGCUAUCGUUCCAUGAUGCGACCAUGCGUUGCUUAUGGUGGUGCUCCUAUUCGUGAUCAAGUGUCUCAAUUGGCCCGUGGUUGCGACAUUCUGAUUGCGACUCCUGGCCGAUUGCUUGAUUUCAUGAGCCGUCCCGACAUUCUUUCGCUAUCUCGUGUUCGGUACACCAUCAUUGACGAAGCUGACGAGAUGCUUCACUCCGACUGGGAGGAGGACAUGGCAAAAAUCAUGGGUGGUGGUGAUGCCAAUGAGGAUGGCGACCAUCGCUAUCUCUUGUUCUCGGCGACCUUUCCCAAGCGUAUGCAGAGAUUGGCGGCAAAGUUUUUGGAAACCGACCAUGUUCAUGUCAGCAUCGGCCGUACUGGUUCUACCCAUGUCAAUGUGAAGCAACAGGUCUUGUGGGCAGACCAGGACAAGAAGAUGAAAGCUCUCUACGACUUGCUCAUCUCCAUGCCUCCUUCGCGCACCCUUAUUUUUGUUCGAUUCAAGAAGACUGCCGACUUCGUCGAUGAUUACCUCUUCAACCUCGGAUUGCCAUCAACCUCGAUUCAUUCAGAUCGUACUCAGAUUGAACGAGAAGACGCCAUUCGUUCGUUCAAGGCCGGACAGUCUCCAAUUCUCGUCGCUACCGGUGUUUCAGGUCGAGGUCUAGACAUUCGCAACGUCAUGCAUGUCAUCAACUUCGACUUGCCAGCUGCCGAGCAUGAUGGUCAGAACGAAUACAUCCAUCGUAUUGGUCGCACUGCUCGUAUCGGAAAUGAAGGCCUUGCUACUUCAUUCUACAACGAAAAGGACGAGCCAAUGGGCGAGUUCCUUGCGAAGAUCCUCAUGGAAACAAACCAAGAAGUCCCCGACUUUCUCCAUCACUUCAAGCCAGAAGAUGGUGUACUCAACUUCGACGAAGAAGAAGAAGAGGACGACCUAGACUUGGUGGCAACCAACGACGGUUCAGGCGGAGCUGCUUGGGGUUCUGGUGGUGAUGUUGCAAGCGCUCCUGCAGGAGAUGCAACUGCUGCCACUGCUGGUGAUAGCUGGGGCUCGGGCGUUGACAAUGGUGCUGCUGCCAAAUUCGAUGCUUGGUGA